AUGUCACAGGAAUCAUGGACGUCAACAACAAGAGUAUCCUCAGGCACCCACCACGAAGACGAUGAAGAUACAUUCAGGAUCCUGAUUGCAACAGACAACCACAUUGGCUAUCUCGAGAGAGAUCCUAUUCGAGGCCAGGAUUCGUUUCAAACGUUUGAAGAGAUAUUGCAAAUAGCCGAGAUUGAGCAAGUGGAUUUCGUACUAUUAGGAGGAGACCUGUUUCAUCACAACCGUCCUACCAGAUCCUGUUUGUAUCAAACCAUGAAGAUGUUACGUCGUCAUUGUUUAGGUGAGCGUACGAGCAAGAUUUGGAUUUCCAGCGAUCAAUCUAUCAAUUUCGCAGACGAAUUCUGCAAGGCCAACUACCUGGAUGACAACUUCAACGUCAAGAUGCCUGUAUUCAGCAUUCACGGUAACCACGAUGAUCCGUCCGGUGUAGGCAAUCUGUGCGCAUUGAACUUGUUGCAAGUGUCUGGUCUGGUCAACUACUUUGGCGCAUCACAAAGCAUUCAAGACGUCGAGAUACACCCCAUCAUCAUGCGAAAAGGGAAUAGUUCGUUAGCAUUGUAUGGAUUGGGAAACAUUAGAGACGAGCGUUUGCAUCGACAAUGGCGUUCUGGGCAUGUGAACUUUGUAAGAGGAGCCGACGACUGCUUCAAUUUGUUUGUGUUUCAUCAAAACCGAGCUCGUCAUGGGCCAACAUCUCACAUUCCUGAAGAGUUCAUUGAUGGCUUUAUUGAUCUUGUAUUUUGGGGUCACGAGCACGAAUGCCGUAUUGUGCCAGAGUCAUAUGAAAAGUUUGACAUUAUCCAGCCUGGAUCGUCCGUCGCCACGAGUUUAAGUGAGGGAGAGGCUGAACCGAAGCAUGUUGGAUUGUUGACUAUCAAGGGCAGUGAAUUCAGCUUGGACAAGAUUCGACUCAAGACAACACGACCGUUGCAGUUUGCCACAGUGAUCCUCUCACGCGUAGAGGGACUCAACCGCUCAGACACCAAAGCCAUACAAACCUAUUUGGAGGGAGUCGUUGAGUCCUUGAUUGAAAAGGCUAGAUACGCCUGGGAAGAACAGCAGCAACAAAGCCCGUACCAUCUACCCUUGGAGGACCCUGAUAUGGAAAUGCCGAUGCCUCUUGUACGCAUCCGAGUGGAUUACUCUGGUGGUUAUGAAACCUUUAAUCCUCAACAGUUUGGACAAAAGUUUAUCGACAGGGUAGCAAAUCCAAAAGACAUUCUCAAAUUCCAGCGUGCUCAAACACGAGCUAAUGCCAAUGUAAAACCUUCUGAUAUAAUCUCUGAUUUGAGCAUGGCUAUUCCAGAAAGAUUGGACACCUUGCGCGUCGAGGAUUUGGUGAGUGAGCUGUUGUCUCGUGAUUUGCUGAUUCUGCCAGAAACAGGUUUGGAGGAAGCUGUCAUGUCGCUUGUGGAGAAAAGUGACAAGGAAGCCAUCCGCACCUUUGUUACAAGAUCAGUUGCACAAACACGCGCAAGCAUUACCGUUAUACCAGAGGAUCUUAGUUUAGACUAUGUUAAACGCAAAUCGGCCGAGUCCAAAGAGAGCCAAGAUCAGCCUCGGCGUCAAUAUAGAACUGCCGUACCACCCACACAGGAGAUGCGAGGUAGCACAACUCAUGUCAACAAUGAUUCUGAUGAUGACCUUAUGGCUUUACCGUUACGAUCACAACAAUCUCAAUCUUUGCAAUCGCGAACAACAUUAGAUACAACAAUUACAGCUGGCAGAGGCGGAGGCAGAGGCGGAGGCAGAGGCGGUAGAGGAGGCGGAGGCAGAGGCAGUAGAGGAGGCGGAACAGGCACACGAGGCGCAAGUAGUACACAAGACGGAAGAGGUCGAGGAAGAGGUUCGAGCGCAACUGCUAGUACCGCCACAAGUAGACAACGCAAACGAAGAAUUCAGCAAGACUCAGAGGAGGAGGAGGAGGAGGAGGAGGAGGAAGAAGAAGAAGAUCCAGUGGAGAGUGAUGAACAAGAGGAUGCAUCUCCAUCUAUUGCUGCACCCAGGGCAACAAGAGCACGACAUGGCAGAGGUACAUCUUCUCAGGCAGCUUAUACAAUUUCCAGUGACGAUGACAAUGAUGAUGGCAGCUAUCAUACCAACAAGAGACCAGCGCCAGCAUCAUCUCCCUCGCCCACACCAACACCACUUCCAGCAUCACAGAAUAAACGCAGAAGAGUUCUUCCUGGUAGUAAAUAA
This is a messenger RNA of Mucor velutinosus, 2208 nucleotides long. RefSeq names its product malate dehydrogenase. Gene Ontology annotation, molecular function: single-stranded DNA endonuclease activity; 3'-5'-DNA exonuclease activity; manganese ion binding. Bases 1 to 2208 code for a protein of 735 amino acids. Gene Ontology annotation, cellular component: nucleus; site of double-strand break; Mre11 complex. The record is from RefSeq and is a predicted model, not a curated record. Gene Ontology annotation, biological process: mitotic G2 DNA damage checkpoint signaling; telomere maintenance; double-strand break repair via homologous recombination. The transcript has a single exon. NCBI's taxonomy places the organism in Eukaryota, Fungi, Mucoromycota, Mucoromycetes, Mucorales, Mucoraceae.